AAUCCAGUGAGUGACAUUCUUGAUUUGAAAAUCCGUUUGGUUCCACUGGCCGCCUCACUCACUUGUUCGUUCGUUCGUUCGUUCGUUCACUUUCACACGGCCUUUGGACGUCUUCGUACCUGGACAGCCGCUCAAUAAGUAGAAACACGUGUGGGUUAGUGAACGUGGAACAACCAUGGUCCUUCCGGUUUCCAAAGAAGAUGUGCAAAAACACUUACGGGAUUUAGGCUACACCACUAUCACGGAUAUUCAACUGGACGAAUUCAUGAAAGACCUGAAGCGUCUCAUCAAAUACGAGGAGCGCCAAUCGCGUCUCCACUCCAUUCAACAACAUCGGAAGAAGGCCCCCGAUCGUUCGUCGUCGUCCUCUUCAGCCUAUUCGAGCUCAUCCUCCCGGGCUCAAACCCCUUCCGAGGAUGACCAUUCCAGCUCCAUUCACUUGGUUCGAGGACAAAAGCGAAUGCGUCAGAGGAAAGUGUUCCAAUACGCCCAAGGGCAGACUUCAGUGGCCUUGGAACACACGCGAAAAGACCACAUUGACGCCACUUCAGCCACGUGGCACAGCUCAGGCGGAUCUACCUUGACUAGCUCAACGGUCAGCUCGAGGUCGGAGGCUGAAAUUCGGGUGCGGGUUCAGGUCGCUCCUGAUGGUCAGGUUCGUCAACGGAGCCAAUCGAUGGUGCCUUUUGGCACGAAACCUACGACCUCGUUCAUUCGACCUCCAAUAGAGGCGCCCGUGACAAGAGAUGCCAAAAGAGAUCCCGUCAAACUUCAUCAGUACUACCAGAGCUAUUGGAACAAGUUCCGAGUCCCAGGGGACGAGGGACAGGCCCAUAAAGAUGCUCGCUGGGCAGUGCGAGAAUGGAUGAUGGGUCACAAAGAAUAAUAUAAUGAUAGGGUAAAUUUUGUCUCGAUUUUCGGGUAUGACUUAAGGGUCAACAUAGCCUAAGUCGCUGGUCAAGCUGUGAAAUGAAUGCUGAGCAGUGACAUCUUUCGUAUAUUUGGACUUAAACCUUGAGCGUGAUCGUCUGCGAGGUCAUGCAAUUGUAGAGGAAUAAAUUACUGAUAGGCACA
Molecule: messenger RNA, 1074 nt
Organism: Tigriopus californicus
Lineage: Eukaryota; Metazoa; Arthropoda; Copepoda; Harpacticoida; Harpacticidae
Gene: Hyls1
Exons: 1
Coding region: 176-886 (236 amino acids)
Biological process (GO): cilium assembly
Cellular component (GO): non-motile cilium; centriole
Source: RefSeq, a predicted model, not a curated record